UUCCAUCCCCACAUGAGAAACAGUGCUUCACUGUACCGGAUGGACACCAGGUCCCUUUUUUCCUCCUCCUGGACCAAUAUUUUUCCUUCCCUCUUUUCUCCACCUCUAUCAUCCAGUUGGCUCUCUCUGCUUGUUCCAGAUCCCCUUCUUCCAAACACGCACUCAUCUCUUUCUCUCUGUUGCUAAUUUUUCCCCAUCGCCCCACUCUCAGUCAGCAUGGUGAACAGAUAACUGCUAAGCUGUUGAACAUGGGCUCCUGCCUCUGCAAAGGUCACCAAGAGCUGCAAAGUGGCCAGCAGCACCCUAUGGAAGAGCUUCACUCGUAUGCUGAGGGACAGCCCAUCUUUAAGGGUAACCAUCAGUCCAACAAUGGCAGCAUGUCAGAUAAAAGGAGCAGCAGUGGGUAUGACAUUGGAGAACUGGCUACAUCUUCCCUGCUGGGACUGCUGGCCACUAUUAAAGACCACAUCACUAAGCCCACUGCGAUGGCCCAGGGCCGAGUCGCCCACCUGAUUGAGUGGAAGAGUUGGGGAGGGGAAGCGACGUCUGGAGGGGGCUUGUGUGGCUGGACGAGAGAUGGUGGAGGAUGGGGAGGUCUGGGAGCCACACUGCAGGAGGACGAGCAGCUCUACUCCCACCUCACUGAUGAAAUCAAAGAAGCACGAUUUGCUGCGGGUGUGGCGGAGCAGUUUGCUCUGGCUGAGGCAGCGAUGAAUGCCUGGUCCACACACGAUCCUGAAAAUAUAGCCACAUCCUGUACAAUUCCAUUACAAGACCCCGAGGGCCCCUAUCUUUCUCAGUUCCUGUUGGAUGGAGGGAGUUUGGGUGUUCCUCGGCACCUGUACAGAAUGCACAUGGAAGCUGAUGACACCAGCUCCCUGGCGCCUUCUCAUCCUCCUCAGUCUCAUUCCCCCAGUCAUUCUCAUUCUCCGCUGGACACACAGCGUCCGCCGCAGGAGCAGAGGAUCUCGCCUUUGGAAGGGUCUGUACGACACGCAGACAGCAUCUCCCUGUUGGAGGAUGAGGUUUUUUGUAACUGAAAUGUUGAUGGCACAGUGGAACGAAAAGGGAAAAGGUUUUUCGUCUGUUCUUUGUGUUCACUGAUGUGGGAGAGAUGCGGAUGAGGAUACGUCUGGGGUUAUCGCUUUACUGUUAAAGUAUGUAAUAGCCACAGCUGAGCCUCUUUGACAAGCAAUGAACACAGGGAUCAUUGUACACACGGACAUGUUAUUUCCAUAUCACGUUGCCUUUUUGCAAAUUAAAGCAUCUCUGUUUGCGGUAAUGAUGAUGGAGAUUGGACUUUAUGUUAACAGGGUCAGACCAAUUACGUCUAAAGGUAGGUCAUCGCACAUGAAUGCACAUGAAUCUAAAAUUAUACAUUAACAGAGGGGUGAUCAAGACCAUCAUGCCCUUUCACCUUUAACUGAGUAUUUGCAGAUAUCUGCAGUAGCCUUUCACAAAGAAGUG
Sinocyclocheilus rhinocerous is the source of this 1467-nucleotide messenger RNA. RefSeq names its product protein FAM131C-like. The record is from RefSeq and is a predicted model, not a curated record. NCBI's taxonomy places the organism in Eukaryota, Metazoa, Chordata, Actinopteri, Cypriniformes, Cyprinidae. The transcript is spliced from 6 exons. The coding region runs from base 249 to 1040 and encodes 263 amino acids.